This is a messenger RNA of Hymenoscyphus albidus, 1052 nucleotides long. NCBI's taxonomy places the organism in Eukaryota, Fungi, Ascomycota, Leotiomycetes, Helotiales, Helotiaceae. The record is from the annotation of a GenBank genome assembly.
AAAGCUCUGAGAAAAUUCUUCAAGCUAAAUAUCAAAAAGAGAUUAGCGCGCCACGUGCACAUGCAAGCGCACGGACCUCUACGAACUCUAAGCGACCGCAGACGCACAGAAAAUUGAAUCAAGUACUUCUCUCAAGGCAAGACAGAAACAACCAGCCAACGCCAACUCGACACUUUCGACAACCAACUCUCUCAUCCAUCAUGGGCCGUCUUCACAGCAACGGAAAGGGCAUAUCAGCCUCUGCCCUCCCAUACUCCCGCACUCCCCCAGCGUGGCUCAAGACCACCCCAGAGACCGUUGUCGACCAGAUCUGCAAGUUGGCCAAGAAGGGCGCAACCCCAUCGCAAAUUGGUGUCGUCCUCAGAGAUUCUCACGGUAUCGCACAAGUCAAGGUUGUUACUGGUAUGUCACUUUCAUUUCUGGGAACGAAUUCUAGAAAGUGCCUGCUGUAGAAUUGCACUAACAAUUUCAACAGGUAACAAGAUUCUCCGAAUUCUCAAGUCCAACGGUACGAUAUUACAAACAUGAUUUUUUGUCGAUACGGAGGUCACCUUUAGGUGGCCUGCCAAUGUGCAAUGAUGAACACUGCCUCUGCUUGGUCUUUGACUGACAGAGUGAAACAAAUAGGCCUCGCACCAGAAAUCCCAGAGGACCUUUACAUGUUGAUCAAGAAGGUUCGCAUACUCUCCGCCUUUUCAUUUAAUGCUCUACUAAUUCCUGUGAUUCAAGGCCGUUGCUGUCCGCAAGCACCUCGAGCGCAACCGUAAGGACAAGGAUUCCAAGUUCCGUCUCAUUCUCAUUGAGUCCCGAAUCCACCGUCUCUCCCGUUACUACAAGACGGUUGGUGUCCUCCCACCAACCUGGAGAUAUGAGAGCGCCACUGCCAGCACCUUGGUUGCAUAAAUGUAAUGUCGACAUGAAAAUGGUGUUACUGGUCCGGCAUGGAGUUUGGGGUAUGGUAUGGGCACAUUGCAUCGAUGGCCGUCUACCGAAAGUAGACCUUGAUAAAUAGGAAUUCCAAAGCAAAAAUAUCAUCCCCACUACUCCUGUGA